CAACGUUUUAGUGUUCUUCUUAAAAUUUACAGACGAAUUUUUCUAGUUUUCGAACUCUUUAGACUCUCUUCAAUGGCUGAAGCGACUAAGCACGAGGGAGCACUUGAGAAAAAAUUGCUCGAAAAGGUCGGAGAAGCUAUCUCUUCUAUUGGUGAUGCGAAGCACGUCGACGAAGUGAUCUGCGCUAUUCAUUCCGUCGCCGUUUUUCUCUUUCCGGUCGACCCAUCGUUCUUUUCCGGGAGUAUUGGUGAGACAUACAGAGAAAGGGUCUGUAGCACCGUUGUUCCUUCUGCAGAUGAGAGAGAUGACUGGUCGCAAACGUUCUUCCGCGGGGUUUCAUUUCCAACGUUUGCUCGCGUUUUGCUGCUUGAUGUUGCCUCGGAUUGGCUAUCCUGCUUCCCUGUCUCAGUGCAGAAACAUUUGUAUGAUUUGUUCUUCUUAGAUGGACCUGUUAUCGAGGUUGUUCAGGUCUUGGUACCAUUCCUGCAUCAUGUGGACAAAAAUGGUGGCGUUAAUGCCAAUUCUGUCCAGACCAAUGUAGAAAGGUUGCUUAUAUUGUGUUUGCUUGAAAAUGAUGGAGUGCUCAAGAUAACUAAAGAAAUUGGUGAUUGCUAUGGAGGAGAGAAUUCUAGUAGUGGAAGUCUCAAGCCUUUGCUAUCCAGGCUAUCACAGAUCCUGACCUGCAUUCCUGAUAAAGCACGGUUAAAAGCCCCGCCUUUACUUUCUUCUCACUUGUACUUCAAGCACAUUACCAAUCAGCUCCUACAAAUAUUGGACGACAAAGCUUCCUGCACUGAGGCCAAUAGCACAGCUAUCAUUUUGUCAUUUGUCGGAGAAAUUUUUUCCCGCAUCUGUCGACGCGGAUUAUCAGAUUUGCUGUUAAGUGAAGUAACACCUCAUGUCCUAGCUCAUGUUCGGAGGUUACUAAACUCAAAGGAGGGUUUAUUUGAGAUAGAAGCAUUUCAGUUGGACCCUACACCUCGGAUUUGGUCGAAAACUAUGGAAGCGGUGACAGACCCGUAUGCUGUUGAGAAAAUGGCUGAACAACUUUUACAUCAGCUAUAUGCUAAGCAUGCUAGUGAUGUUGAAGCUUUCUGGACUAUAUGGACUUUGUUUCAUCGCAAUGUAAAACACCAGGCAUCACUGAGGCAAGCAAAAAUUUCUUUUUCGGUUCUUGAGUGCCCACCGGUUACAAAUACACUUGCUAAAGGUGACAUCACGCAUGAACUGCUUGAAACAACGCAGCGACUAGCAUCGGUUUGGUCGAAAGAGGAUUUUCUGCGGUCCGUCCCAUUGGAGCAGCAAACUUAUAUAACUACAGCUCUUGGGCUUUGCCUGGAGAACAUGUCAAAAGAGGAACUAGAUAGAACGAAGGAUGUAAUGCACAAUAUUCUUCGAGGAGUUAGCUGUAGACUGGAGAACCCAGGAGAUCUUGUAAGGAAAAUGGCUAGCUCUAUUGCCUUCGUCUUCUCUAGAGUGAUUGACCCGAAGAAUCCUCUGUACCUUGAUGAUUCAUUCACUGGGGAUGCAAUUGACUGGGAAUUUGAAUUGCAAACGGCUGAGGGAAGGGUCCGGGCAAUCACAAGUUCAAUGGGAAACGAAGACGGUGAAACGAAAACAUCAGCCUCCUUGACUGAAGUAAAUGACUCUAAUGGCAGAAACAAGGAAAAGAAAAGUCGCAAGAGCAAGGAGAUAUCUCAUUUUGUUUUGGCUGAUCCAGAUGAAAUUGUUGAUUUGGCAACCUUAAACUGUGAAACAGAGAGUGACGGAGACGAUGUUGAUGAUAACGCAAGUCUCAGCUCUGAUAACUCAAGUGUUACUUCUUUGGAGCCAUAUGAUUUAAUAGAUGAUGACAAGGAUUUAGGGAAACAAUUUACACAUUUGGUGGAUGUUGUUGGAGCUCUUCGGAAAUCUGAUGAUGCUGAUGGGGUGGAAAAAGCGAUAAAUGUUGCAGAGAAACUUGUGCGAGCCUCACCUGAUGAGCUGACUCAUAUAGCUGGUGAUCUUGCUCGGAUUCUUGUACAGGUUCGCUGCUCGAAUAUAACAAUUGAAGGUGAAGAAGAUUCAGCAGAAGAGAAGCGGCAAAGAGCUCUAAUCGCGUUGCUCGUGACCCGUCCAUUUGAAUCCCUCGAAACUCUGAACAGUGUUUUGUAUUCGCCUAACGUAGACGUAAGCCAGCGCAUAAUGAUACUUGAUGUCAUGGCUGAAGCAGCUCGAGAGCUUGCUAGUUCCAGGACCUUAAAACCUAAACAUGCAGCACAUGGACCGCUGAUAUCAGAUAUAUCAGAUCCUCAACCCUGGUAUUUGCCUAGCAGUGCGAGUACCCCAUGGAAAAAGGUCUCAGAGACAGGAUCUUUUCAUCUUAAUUGGGCAAACCGAUUCGAGAGGGAGCUACAGCCAAAGCCUGGACAGACGAAGAAAGGAAAAACUCGAAGAUGGAGCCUCAGAUCACGUGAUAGAGAUCAAAACAGUACUGACUGGUCCCAGAAUAGGUUUCCACUAUAUGCAGCAGCGUUUAUGCUUCCAGCCAUGAAAGAGUUUGACAAGAGACGACAUGGUGUUGACUUACUUGGCAGGGACUUUAUUGUCCUUGGAAAGCUUGUUCACAUGCUCGGCGUUUGUAUGCAGUGUGCAUCAAUGCAUCCAGAAGCAUCUGCGUUAGCUAUCUCUCUUCUAGAUAUGUUACAACGAAGGGAAGUAUGCAAUCACGCAGAGGCCUACGUCCGAAGGGCGGUUCUUUUUGCAGCGUCUUCUGUUUUGGUUGCUCUUCACCCAUCGUACAUAGUCUCAGCCUUAGUUGAAGGAAGUCUUGAACUUGCCAGAGCUCUUGAAUGGAUCAGAACAUGGGCUCUUCAAAUAGCUGACUCAGACAUCGACCGAGACUGCUACACAAUGGCUUUGUCAUGUCUCCAACUCCACGCCGAGAUGGCUCUCCAAACUUCCCGAGCUUUAGAAUCAACUGGUGGGAGUAGCAGCAGCGUUGGACCCAUGAACAUAAGUCUACCUUCUGCUAUCUCUAAGCUGACCUCAAUCCAACUUCCUUCUCCAAAUGUUCAUCUCUAGUAGAAACCUCACUCCCGUUAGUUUGGCUAUAAUCGUUCAUGUAUAGCAAAUAGCAACAUUUCUUUAACUAAAGAAUGUAUUGUGUAUUAAUACGAUUUUGGAUAACAUAUUACAAGUUUUAAGCUUUGAAAAAACAAUCUUGUUCUUGAUUACUUAGCCAAACAUGAAAGUGAAUAUCUCUAUAUCAGGUGUGUGUGUUAAACCACUUUGAUUAACAAUUUAAAAUGACAGAUGCGACCCAUUUCAG
Thlaspi arvense is the source of this 3310-nucleotide messenger RNA. NCBI's taxonomy places the organism in Eukaryota, Viridiplantae, Streptophyta, Magnoliopsida, Brassicales, Brassicaceae. The record is from the annotation of a GenBank genome assembly.